ACAGCAUGUCUGUGCUCCAGCAGCCUGUGUCUGAGUCAGUCCAGCUAGGAGACUCUGUGACUCUGAACUGUACAAUACACACUGAGACCUGUGUGGGAGAACACAGUGUCUAUUGGUUCAGACAUGGCUCAGGAGAAUCCCGUCCAGGAAUCAUUUACACCCAUGGAGACAGGAGUGAUCAGUGUGAGAAGAUCUCUGAGGCUGGGUCUCCUACACAGAGCUGUGUCUUCAACCUCCCCAAGAGGAACCUCAGCCUCUCUGAUGCUGGGACUUACUACUGUGCUGUGGCCUCAUGUGGGGAGAUUUUGUUCGGGAAUGGGACCAAGCUGAACAUUGACCAUGGUUGUAAGGAGGACCAUCUUCUGUUCAUGUAUUGCCUUGGCGUAGCGUUGGGUCUGUGUGUCCUCCUCAUCAUUGUCCUUACUUGUGUUUUGUACAAGAUGAGCAAGUGCAUAGGAACCCACCGUCAUGCAAGUACUCCUGCAGUCCCCAGUCAUUAUAACCAGGAUCAAGAGCCUGUUACACUCCAUUACGCCGCUCUGAACGUCGUCCACAAGAAACCAAAGUCCGGGAGACAGAGGAGCGCCAUGGAGACAGACACUGUGUACUCUGGGAUCUCUGUGGUGUUCUGA
Molecule: messenger RNA, 632 nt
Organism: Oncorhynchus mykiss (rainbow trout)
Lineage: Eukaryota; Metazoa; Chordata; Actinopteri; Salmoniformes; Salmonidae
Source: RefSeq, a predicted model, not a curated record